UUAGAGUGGCACACUGACAUUUUCCAGAGAGCAAAGUUAGUGAGUACACACAGCUCUGAGUAAUGAGCUUUGCCAAUUUAUUGAGGUACUUGGUAGGCAGUCGCUAAGUGCACCGCCAGAAAAGCUGUCAGCUCCUUCUUGCCCAGGGGAAAGUAUUAGAUUCCUGUCCUUAGACUGUGUGUAGUCAUUGUCUAAUAAUAUGAGACCAUUUCCCCACCAUUAUCACCUCCCCCCAGCAAAUAAGGCUGUAGCUGCUGCCUGAUUGGUAUAUCAUCUCACUUUCCCUGGGCAUUGAUUUUUUUCUCUUGCUCUCCUUUUAUUUGCUUCAUAAAAACAGGACAAGGAGCUACUGCAGGCUACCGAAGAGCUUUUUGGGUGCCUUUAUUUUUAGCAUGAGCCAACCUUUGUCUUAUUUCAGAUGAGGGAAGUUGGAUUGUAAAACCUUUUGUAAAUGUGUAUGGUGAUAUUUGCUCCGCUUUUUGCAAUCUUUGCAUUUGCAACAUGUGGUGGCUAUUCUGGAGGACUGCGUCUCAGCGUGGACUGUGCAAACAAGACACAGAGUGACCUCAGCAUUGACAUAGCCUUUGCAUAUCCAUUCAGGUUGUAUCAAGUGAACUUUGAUGCUCCCACCUGUGAAGGCAAACGGGAAAAACUCUCGCUAAUAGGAGACUUUUCUUCUUCUGCGGAAUUCUUUGUCACUAUUGCCGUCUUUGCUUUCCUGUACUCGUUGGCGGCCACAGUGGUUUACAUUUUCUUCCAGAACAAAUACCGUGAAAACAACAGGGGCCCUCUGAUUGAUUUCAUUGUGACAGUGGUGUUUUCAUUCCUAUGGCUGGUGGGUUCCUCUGCAUGGGCUAAAGGACUAUCUGAUGUGAAAGUUGCUACAGAUCCUGGUGAAGUCCUCUUACUGAUGUCAGCUUGCAAGCAGCAGUCCAAUAAGUGCUUGCCUGUGGGCAGUCCUGUUAUGUCAAGCUUGAAUACGUCAGUCGUGUUUGGAUUCUUGAACUUUAUUCUCUGGGCCGGAAACAUUUGGUUUGUUUUUAAGGAAACUGGUUGGCACUCCUCAGGCACGAGGUACCCUCCAGACACCGCACAGAAGCAAUCCAGCAGCUAUAACCAAGGUGGUUACAAUCAAGAGAGCUAUGGGCCAAGUGGCGGCUAUAACCAACAGGGGAGCAGCUUUGGCCAAGUGGAUGAGUUUGGCCAGCCGCAACAGAGUGGGCCAACUUCCUUUGCCAAUCAAAUCUAGCACAAGCAAAGUUUCGAGAGUUCUUGAGCGUUAACUAUGGAAAGUUCAGACACAGUGGCAGGUGGCAGCUUUCUGAGGUUUUUAGAUAAAAAUCAGAGGUCUACGGGUAUCAACCUAGGAAGGUGGGUUGGGGUCCAUGUUUGUUUCUAUAUGAUGCAUCUCCUCCUUGUGAAUAGAUGACUGAUGAUAUAUUCAUCACAGGUGGUGAAUUGGAGUAAAUAAUUGUUGUACGUACUGUAUAGAUACCUUUUCAGUAGUUUUGUUAUGUGUAUGGUAGCAGCAUUUUGUAGCCUUGAGCCUUGCAGUAUAUAUUAUGCAUAAGAGAAUAAAUUAAGAUUAGAUUUUAUUCUGCAUUUGGGUGAAAACAAAAUCUGUUUCCAUAUAAUUUCUGAAGAUUACGCUAUAUAAUGCAUGCACUGCAGCUCCUAGGUUUCCAGCAUUGCCUAUCUAUACCUGUUAAUUUGUCCUAUUUUAUUAAUUUUCCCUGUUUGGAAUAUGAGAAUUUUACCUUUCUUUCUGAUUAGCAAAUUUGCAGUGUGUCUUAGUGCAUGAAGCUACACAGUUUAGAACAACAGUAUGGAUUGUAUAAAUUGAUUUUUUCAGUAUCACAAUUAUUCUUUUUAACUGGUUUAUUUGUUUAAUAUAACAUUUUAGAUAAAGGUACUUAUGUAGGUCUAUUUUAUAUAUUUUGCAAAGUUGGAUCAAAUGGCUUAUCCAAAUCCUGAAUGCUGCAUAUAACUAAAAGUUCUCCUUAAAAGGGCAUUCAGAAAUAUCUGCUGUAAACUGAUCCUUUUUUCUGUUUAAUCAAGCUCAAUAUUCCUUCUAUGGAUCCGUAUUUCUAUUGAUGUUUUGUGACUCUUUGAACGUGAGCUAUGUACUAUAAGGACCAAGUAACUGUGUUUACAUGUUUACAAAGAUAUUUAUUUAAUCAAGGUAUCAGAGGUGCAGAUAUCAGUAAAUGAAACUAUGGGGGGGCGAAAUACCACAUUGACAGUGUGACAUGGGAUGUAGAGUUCUUGAAAAUACUAUAAAAGAAUAGCUUUUCCUAUAUUGCCACUGAUGAAGAAGAAUGUUGUUCUCUGUGUGUCGUUUCGAAGUUGUUCAGCGGCUGUUCAGGACAGUCAUUGUAAUGACUACAGGAUUUGGUGCUAUCUGUAAGUAGAAGGGGAAUGUUCAAUAGAAGAUCUUAACAAUCAAGCUUGCAGGGUCAGCUCCUUAGUAGCAGGGGGCAUCACUAACACAGAAGUCCUGCUGAUCUCAAAUCUUGCUUCAUCUUUUCAUGGAGAAUACUCCAUUCAGUUACCGUUCUCCAUGUAGUUAUUGUUCCCUUUACCUUCAUGGCAAGAGAACAUGACCUGCUGCUGCUAGAUGAGUAUUUUUGUUCUCUUUAUCCUCCAGCAACCCAUAGAACUGCACAUACUUAGCACCAAACUCCAACUACUAGAUAGAAAUCAAAUCUGAGCCAUCUCUCCUGUACUGUAAGGGAAGCCUGGGCUUUACUUUCACUGUUUUUGAGCCCAAUUCCAAGGUGCUUCCCAAGGAACUGUGUCUAAUAAAUUUGGCAGAGCAUUUCCUAAAUAGUUAGAUUACAAAUGGCUCCAGUGGUCACCAGUGCAUGACUAGAAGCACAUAUGUAAUGGAGGGAUGAGCUGGGACCAGAAGGGAGUCAAGGACAGAACCUUGAACAUUAUUUCUUUGAGUGAUUCAUCCCUGCAGUGAGAAAAGACUUACAACUGCUAAUCUAGAACCCAUUCAAGACUGUGCAGCCAAAAAUAUAAAAUCAUCUUAGCCUUCCCUUUUCUUACUCAAUUUGCAGCCUACAGAAGAACACACCAUAAAAAAAUCUGAACAUCUGCAUUUCUAAAUAAAAGUGUAUUUGUCUAUAAUAUCAUUGUAUGAGCUGUAAAUGUGCAAAGCAUCUUUUAGCAUAAAACAGCAUAGUCACUUAAAUGAUUGUUGUAACCAAUGUAUGGCUGCUCAGUGGAUGAAUCAAUAUUGUGAUAUAUCUAUUUGACCCUAAUAAAGAAACGUUUAUUGCA
Molecule: messenger RNA, 3288 nt
Organism: Pogona vitticeps (central bearded dragon)
Lineage: Eukaryota; Metazoa; Chordata; Lepidosauria; Squamata; Agamidae
Gene: SYNPR
Product: synaptoporin
Cellular component (GO): synaptic vesicle; synaptic vesicle membrane
Source: RefSeq, a predicted model, not a curated record